Molecule: messenger RNA, 1068 nt
Organism: Cetraspora pellucida
Lineage: Eukaryota; Fungi; Glomeromycota; Glomeromycetes; Diversisporales; Gigasporaceae
Source: the annotation of a GenBank genome assembly
AUGGCUGUUGCUAUAGUCUUUAUUUCUCGUGAAUUUGGUUGGCCUUUUGCUAAACAAGGACUAGUACUAUCCUCAUUUUUUGUUGGUUACAUAGUGACGCAAGUUUUGGGAGGAACACUUGCUGACAAAUUUGGAAGCAAACAAGUACUUGGCGGAGCUGCUGCAUGUUGGACAAUUUUUACUCUUUUAACUCCGGUUGCCGCAAAAUCUGGCUUUAUUUAUCUCAUAUUGUGUCGAAUUUGCCUUGGUAUCGGUGAAGGAAUAUGCCUCCCAAGUAUCCACUCCUUAAUUGCAUCAUGGGUCCGAGUUGAUGAACGCUCAACAGCAAUUGCAGUUGUCACGGUUUCGUGUUCCAUAGGAAUUGUACUUGCUAUGCCCUUAUCUACAUUUAUAGAAUCUAUUGGUGGAUGGGAAAGCAUCUUUUGGGCGUUUGGAGCAACAGGUAUUAUUUGGUCUUUAACGUGGCAGAUCUUUGGUGGAAACAACCCAUUAGAGUAUUCUGGGAUAAAAGAAGAGGAAAUUAAUUGGAUUUUAGAGGAUAAUAUGAAAUAUGACUUUGCUGAUAUUGAUUAUCAUAUGAUACAGUCUGAAGACGACGACAAUGAAGUAAAUGAUAUAAAUGAUGUCGGAUUAAUUGAGGAGGACUGUGCUGCAUCCUCCUCUUUUUUACGGGAAACUUGCGCAACAUAUCCUAUUCAAAGAAAUUUAAAAUCGACUAAGCCUAUACCAUGGCGACAAAUUCUCUCUCAACGAGAAGCGGUAUAUUUAGCAAGCACUCCAUUGCAAGGAAUUAUCUUAAUAACAAUUGGAUUAGGAUUAAAUUCUUUCACCAUUGCUGGAGUAUCUGUUUCUCAGUUGGAUAUUGCACCUCGCUAUGCGGGCAUCAUAUUUGGGUUAGGAAAUACACUGGGCGUUAUUCCAGCUAUAUUUGGCGUAGCAUUGACAGGAUGGAUUUUAGAUAUUUCGGGAAACCAAUGGAACAUUGUUUGGACGUUUGCAGCUAUCAUGUAUUUUAUCGGGUCCUCAGUGUUCGUUAUUUGGGUUGGUGAUGAAAUAGUUAUUGAUUGA